CCUGAUGUGUGACUUUGCUCACUCUCUGUUUCAGGUGGUUGAUGUGUCUAAAAGGAUAUCCGAUGUACCUGAGUGGUUCAAAGGCAGCAGACUGAAUUAUGCAGAGAACCUGCUCAAACACAAAGACCAGGACAAAGUGGCUCUCUAUGCUGCAACUGAGGCGAAUGAGGAGAUCGUGAAGGUGACUUUCGGAGAGCUGAGACGUGAUGUCGCUCUCUUUGCUGCCGCUAUGAGGAAGAUGGGCAUCAAAACUGGAGACAGGGUCGUAGAUCUUCAGGGAGUUCUAGACCGGAUUUCUCAGAUCCAGCCUAAGUUGAUAUUCUCAGUAGCAGCUGUUGUGUAUAACGGCAAGCAGCACAACCAUAUGGAGAAACUCCAGAAUGUUGUUAAAGGUCUCCCUGACCUGAAGAAGGUUGUGGUCAUUCCAUACGUUCGCUCUCGACAAGAGACUGACCUCUCCAAGAUUCCCAACAGUGUGUUCCUGGAUGACUUUUUGGCCAUGGGUAAAGAAGGGGAUCAGGACCCUCAGUUGGAGUUUGAGCAGCUGCCCUUCUCUCAUCCUCUCUUCAUCAUGUACUCUUCUGGUACCACAGGAGCUCCCAAGUGCAUGGUGCAUUCUGCUGGGGGCACUCUCAUCCAGCAUCUUAAAGAACACAUUCUCCAUGGCAACAUGACCUACAGUGAUGUCAUCAUAUAUUAUACUACGACGGGCUGGAUGAUGUGGAACUGGCUGGUGUCCUCUCUAGCUGUUGGGGCUUCUGUGGUCCUGUACGAUGGCUCCCCUCUUCUUCCCAGUGCCAAUGUGCUCUGGGACCUUGUAGACCGUCUGGGAAUCACGAUUUUUGGGACUGGAGCGAAAUGGCUGUCUGUGUUGGAGGAGAGAAAUCUGAAACCUGCAAACACGCACAACCUGCAGACCCUCCACACACUCCUUUCUACAGGAUCUCCAUUGAAGCCUCAGAGCUAUGAGUAUGUGUACAGCUGUAUUAAGAACAAUGUGCUCCUGGGAUCCAUAUCAGGAGGCACAGACAUCAUUUCAUGCUUCCUGGGUCAGAACAUGACGGUGCCUGUUUACAGAGGGGAAAUUCAGGCCCGAAAUCUGGGCAUGGCUGUGGAGUCCUGGAAUUGUGAAGGUAAGUCUGUUUGGGGUGAGAGUGGGGAGCUGGUGUGUUUGAAGCCCAUCCCGUGCCAGCCCACUCAUUUUUGGAACGACGAGAAUGGCAGCAAAUACCACAAAGCCUACUUUUCUACCUUCCCAGGAGUCUGGGCCCAUGGUGAUUACUGUAAGAUAAAUCCAAAAACGGGAGGAGUCGUCAUGCUGGGGAGAAGUGAUGGAACCUUGAAUCCUAAUGGUGUUCGGUUUGGGAGCUCAGAAAUUUAUAACAUUGGUGAGAAAUAA
Molecule: messenger RNA, 1399 nt
Organism: Sinocyclocheilus grahami
Lineage: Eukaryota; Metazoa; Chordata; Actinopteri; Cypriniformes; Cyprinidae
Product: acetoacetyl-CoA synthetase-like
Exons: 13
Coding region: 5-1399 (464 amino acids)
Biological process (GO): lipid metabolic process; positive regulation of insulin secretion
Molecular function (GO): acetoacetate-CoA ligase activity
Source: RefSeq, a predicted model, not a curated record